This is a messenger RNA of Fusarium fujikuroi IMI 58289, 2028 nucleotides long. RefSeq names its product related to metalloproteinase. Gene Ontology annotation, molecular function: metalloendopeptidase activity. Gene Ontology annotation, cellular component: mitochondrial intermembrane space. The transcript is spliced from 2 exons. The coding region runs from base 1 to 2028 and encodes 675 amino acids. The record is from RefSeq and is a predicted model, not a curated record. Gene Ontology annotation, biological process: peptide metabolic process; proteolysis. NCBI's taxonomy places the organism in Eukaryota, Fungi, Ascomycota, Sordariomycetes, Hypocreales, Nectriaceae.
AUGGCCUCCGAACAAAGAGUCCCUGCCCCUCCAUCCUUCGUAAAUCUUACUCCCAAUGCGGUACUAGCCGAGACCGAAAACAUCCUUAACUCGACCUCAGCUCUGCACGACGAUCUCGCCGCUACAUUCACACCCCCAACAGCAACCUUCAACGAUGUUAUCCGCCCCAUCGUGGAUGACACCAACCGCGCCGCAUGCCGCCUGCGCAUUCUGACGACACUACUGGGGCAGUUAUCACCGGACAGGGAACUUUGUGAUGCCGCCCGUCAAGCAGAAACACGUGUCGCAGCAGCUCAAGUCAAGAUCUUAAUGCGACCUGACAUUGCAUCCCUAGUGGGAGCGAUAUACGAAAGAGAAAAGGCAGCGCCGGAUGGGAACUUAGAUGGACAAGAUCGGCAUUUGCUUACUCGCAUGCAUGGCCAGUAUCUACGUUCUGGGUUGCUUUUACGAGACAACAAGGAGCGGAAAGAGCUCCGAACCGCUCUGGGGGAGAUUGAUCGGGUGCGAUCUGCGGCUCAAGCUGCCUUCACAGAGGAUGAGGGCGGUAUCUGGUUUGACCGUGCAGAUUUGGCGGGCGUUCCAGAGACUGUGCUUGCAUCCAUGCCUCAACAUGGAACUCGGAUACAAGUGACGUUCCGAAAUGCCCAUUUCACCGCUGUGAUGCGUCACGCAGUCAGCAGUGAGACUCGUCGCCGGUUUGCAGUCGCUGACCAGCACCGUCUACCUGAAAAUGUAACCCGUUUAGCUUCUCUAGUUGCCUUACGUGAUAAGGUUGCUCGUCUCUUGGGGUAUGAACACCAUGCGGCUCUCCAGAUUGUGGAUAAGAUGGCUCCAAGCGUUGACUACGUUGAGGCUCAGUUGGAUAAUCUCCACAGAAGGCUAAAGCCGCUUGCACAGGCUGAGACUGAUAGACUAAUUCAGCUCAAGCAAAGGGACUGUAAAGAGCCUAUAAGUGAGCUAUACUCAUGGGACAGGGCGUAUUAUCUCCACAAGCAAACUCAGGAGAGUUUCUUCGUGGACCAUGAGCUCCUUGCCGAGUACUUUGAGGCCGAUCACACCCUUCAGCGGAUGCUUGAUGUGUUCCACGAGCUUCUUGGUAUCGACUUUAAGCUUCUUGAGACCUCGGUAUGGCACGAGAGCGUCGUGGUAUAUGAAGCCUGGGACUCACCCAGUGAAGGAGGCAGGUUUCUUGGACACUUAUAUGUAGAUCUCUUUGAUAGAGAGGGCAAAUAUCGUGGGGCACACCAUGUUUUGAUUCAGCCGGGUUUUACUGAAUUAAAUGGUGAGAGACACUACCCGGCAUCGGCACUCGUGUGUAGCUUCGCUCAUCCAUCACCAUCUCGCCCAUCUCUGCUCCAACAUAGCGAAGUAAAGACCAUGUUUCAUGAACUUGGACAUGCCAUCCACAACAUCGUUGCCAGAACCAAAUAUGCCAUUCCCCACUCACGAGACUUUAUUGAAAUUCCAAGUAUCAUGCUUGAGAACUGGGUAUGGCUCCCAGACGUAUUAGUCCGUCUUGGUUGCCAUUUCAAGAGUAAACAAGCUCUACCUCAGGAACUAGCAAAGAGUCUUGCACGAACGAGAAAUACAAAUAGAGCUAAUAGCAUCCUGGCUCAAGUCCAGCCAGCUCUCUUUGACCUGGCGAUUCAUAUGCCCCCAACUCAUAAAGCAGCGCUUGAUAUGGACACAACUGAGAUAUGGAACAGAAUGAAAAGAGAUAUCCUCACGCAUAGCUUUGGGCCGAACUCACAGGAUUGGGGAGCUGGACAGGCGCGGUUUGCGCAUAUGUUUCGUAAGAAUGAUGGUAGUUACUUUGCUUAUCCGUUAUCCAUGGUCUUUGCUGCAGAUCUCUUCAGGUCUAAAUUUGCAGGAGAUCCUUUGAAUCCUGCGAUGGGGAGAAGAUAUAGAUAUCAAGUGCUGGAGCCGGGGUCAAGUCAUCCGGAGAUUGAUAUUCUGAAGGGCUUCUUGGGGAGGGAGCCGAGUAGUAAGACUAUUUUGGAUGAGUUGGAUCAGAAUAGUGACGGCUGA